CUGAUCGCAAAUUCGACACCAACCAACAUAACCAACAUAACAUAGUGGAACUCUUAAUUUUUGUCAUUAUGGCCAGUCUUUUGAAGCAGAUCGUUAGUGGAUCAGAAAGUGGCUGCACAGUGACAAUUCAUGAUACAGUGGAUCAUAGUGGCAGAUACCUGCUCAAAUGCUUCUUGAAAGAAAUGGCACAGAGGGUUGAUGAGAUUCACCUGUUUGCGUUUGACCAAGCCCCCGAUGCCCUCUUAGCUGGUACUGAUCCAGAGACAAGGAGGAAGGUCAAAGGUCAUGAUGGAUGGACUGACCCUCAGGGCUGGAAUCAGGAUCGCAACGUGAUACCAUCCAACUACAAUGCAGUCCAGCUCUCGUCGGAGAAGAGUCUAGUGGAGCAUGUGAAGGACAGGAAGGGAUCGGGCAGCGGCCAAAUUGCAGUGGUCAUCGAUUCCCUCACACCGUAUAUCCUGCACCGGUCAGCCCCGUUCACUUGCAAGAGCCUUCAUGCAUUGACCCAUCUUCCAGAAACAUCAGAAUUCCAGGUCACCCAGGUGGUCAGUUUGAUCCAUUCCGACGUCCAUGACGACUCCGUCCUAAGGGCCAUCGGUCACCUAUCCUCAACGGUCAUCCAUGUAUCGGCCAACAUGUCCCUAGCCCCGCUGGACAGGGAACCCAUGGGAUACUGUGACAUCCAACACAAGAGAGCAUCAGGGAAAGUAUUACAAAAGAGAGAAGGAUAUAGCGUAGGAGAAAACUAUCAAAUCAUCACGUUCCUUGGCUUACCAAGUACUAAUACUACAUCAGAGCCAGAGCAUCAGCCUGACCCAACGGCUAAUUUGACCUUUAACUUGACCUUGAGUGAAUCAGAGAAGAAAGCCAGAGAGAAUGUUGUCUUACCUUUCACCAAAGCAUCAAACAACUCAACAACAGGAUCAGGUCAAAUCUUCUACGAACCUGACCAGGCCGACGACUACGACGACGAAGAUCCAGACGAUGAUCUCGACAUCUAGCUCAACGACCUUAGCUUUUCUUACCUUGAUGGGCCCUUUCAGAAAGGUAGUUGCAAUUCCUGCCAAAUUUUUCUUCUCUGAAAAGGGUAUUUCUUUGAGUUUUUUUACGACUGCAGAACACCACACCUUAAUCCUAAUCCUUACUGUAUUCCUGAGCCUAUGGUCCAAAUCUAAUUCUAAUCCUAUCCCUUAACCUAAAAAUAAUAAUAAUAGUAAUAUUGAUAAUAAUACCAUUCUGGUUUUUCUAUUACCCGGUAUGCUUAACACAUCGCAUAUGAUUCUGAGCACUCCUAAACCUAACCUUAUCCCCAACCCUAAGGCAUUGUGUGGGGGUUCUGCAGUUGUGAGUUGAUUAUAUUUCUUAAAGCAUGUUUUUGUGAAUGUUACUCAGGUUAGGGAGCGACAUGCCCCUGUUUUUUACAGUGACAAUAUUUGUAAUGUUGAUGAAAUGCUAUUCAUCACAGGACUUUGUUCUUCCAUAUCUUACCAAACAAAUGCAAUCUUGUUUUCUUGCAAUUUCAUCGUUUUUGUUGUCCAUAUAAGGUAUGGAAAUUUUUCGUAUUGAGUUUGUACAUACAUUUGUUUGUGUAUACAUUGAAUGUAUAUAAGGACUGUACAUAAAUAACAUGAGGACUGGACACGUACAUGUACAUGUAAUCAGUUUUUUUUUUAAUUCAUCAAAAAGAGAAAAAGAAAUACCCUAUGAAAAAAUAUAUAUCACUGAUUGAUAAAUUUCUGUCAAUACAUGAACUGAGAUAUAGAUAAUGGUAUCAUAGGAAAAAAUGUGCUACAUAAUCUCAGCUAUGGUGUGCAUAAAUGGGCAACCUGAAGAAAGCGUCCCUACAGAAAAUAACAUCCACCUUGCAUUUCAAAGGAGUGAUAUUAUACAGUGCAUCCCAGAUAAAACAAACCUGAGAAUUCUUGAUGUUUUAUCAUAACUUAAUCACAAUUAUAAUUAAUAAAUGACACAUAUUUGGA
Strongylocentrotus purpuratus (purple sea urchin) is the source of this 1979-nucleotide messenger RNA. It is a transcript of the gene elp5, whose product is annotated as elongator complex protein 5. Gene Ontology annotation, molecular function: tRNA binding. Gene Ontology annotation, biological process: tRNA wobble uridine modification. The coding region runs from base 69 to 1001 and encodes 310 amino acids. Lineage: Eukaryota; Metazoa; Echinodermata; Echinoidea; Camarodonta; Strongylocentrotidae. The transcript is spliced from 8 exons. Gene Ontology annotation, cellular component: nucleus; cytosol; elongator holoenzyme complex. The record is from RefSeq and is a predicted model, not a curated record.